AUGCUCCUGCCCAACUCUGAACUCACCACAGUCAGCAGAGGCAGCAGAGGCAAAAACAUUGAAUUUUUCCCUCCACUUCAUGCACUAGUUGGGCAUGAAGAUGACAUGCGAGAAGAGGAGCCUGAACUCGAUCGAGCUGAGGAUCGAGCUGCGGAUCGAGUCCAAGUGAAUGAGGAGUUGGGCGAGCCAGAUUGCUAUUAUUUUGAGGAGUAUGAAGCUCCAAGGAUGAACCCUUAUGUUGUGGCUGCUCACAAGAGGAUUGGACUUAACAAGUGGCAGGGGAAGGCUAUGAAGAAGAUGAAAAAGUCCAUGGAUAAGAUGGUGAGAAAGAUCAAGAGCCUAGAGAAGAAGGUGGCUGGUUCCUCAUCUAAGAAGAACAAGUCUUCUCUUACUUCUCCAUUCAUUAGAAGCCGCUCCCUCCUUACCACACCAAGGAGACUCCCAUCCCAAGACCCUCCCAGUGCCUCAUCAUUUGAACUAAUAGAAGCAAGAACCAGCACACAGAAGAGAAGGAAGAGUUCAAGAGCCCGACGCUCUAACUCGACCAGUGUACUCGAUCGACUUCAAACAGAGGAAAUUCCACUCGGUAGAGCUGAUGGUCGAGUUGACCUGGAGGAACCAGAAUUCGAGAACCCCGGGUUGGAGUAUGACCCCGCGCCCUACGAGGACUAUCAUCAGAGCAGCUGGAACCCUUACUACCAGUUUGAAAUGGCCAGGUUCCACCAAGGCCAAGGAAGCCACACACACUUUGACGAUGAAGAGGAGGAGCCGCAAGCUCGAUCGAGUUGCUCCGAGAUUUUCCCUUGGAACGCUCCAGAUGGUCGCCUACCUUCACCACCACAAGACCUUGCUUCCCAGUUCUUUGGGGAGCACUAA
Microthlaspi erraticum is the source of this 876-nucleotide messenger RNA. Lineage: Eukaryota; Viridiplantae; Streptophyta; Magnoliopsida; Brassicales; Brassicaceae. The record is from the annotation of a GenBank genome assembly.